AGGGGACCCAGAGAGGCUGGGGCCUCAGGACUCCGAGUCUGCGCCCCAGCUCAGCAAAAGAUCCCCUCUCCCUGUGUCCAUAGAAUUGUAGAGUUGAAAGAGUCAUCUAGUCCAGCCCCCUGAAAUGCAGGAAUCCCAGCGAAAGAAUUCCUGGACGGAAUCCCGGACAGGAAGAGCUGUUCCACAGAGGAGCAGACUUCCUCGGAAGGCAGUGGACUCUCCUUCCUUGGAGGUUUUGAAAGCAGAGGUUGGAUUCUACGAUUCUGUGAUUCUAUUCUAUGUGAGCUGAGCUGGAAGCUGGAGACACAGAGAACUGCUUGCUCUGUGCUGAAUCCAAAGCUGUGGCUGAUGGAGACCUGUUGGUUGUUAAUGCUGUGAGCGCCUCCAUCCUAUGCUCAGCUUGUGGGGUGUAGGGAUUAGAGGGCUGGACCUUAGGAGACCAGGGUUUGAAUCCUCUCCAUUGGCCGUGAAGCUCGCUGGGUGACCUUCUGGGGCAGCCAGUGUUUGUUGUGGGGGAGGAAGGGAAAGGAGAAUGUUAACUGCUUUGAGACUCCUUAAAGGUAAAGGUAAAGGGACCCCUGAUCCUUAGGUCCAGUCGUGACCGACUCUGGGGCUGCGGCGCUUAUCUCGUUUUAUUGGCCGAGGGAGCCGGCGUACAGCUUCCGGGUCAUGUGGCCAGCAUGGCAAACCAGAGCAGUGCACGGAAAUGCCGUUUACCUUCCCGCCGGAGUGGUACCUAUUUAUCUACUUGCACUUUGACGUGCUUUCGAACUGCUAGGUUGGCAGGAGCAGGGACCGAGCAACGGGAGCUCACCCCGUCACGGAGAUUCGAACCACUGACCUUCUGAUCAGUAGUGAUAAAGCGGGAUAUCAAAUCCAAACUCCUCUUGUUCUUCUCUCAGCCUAACCUACCUCACAGGGUUAUUUUGAGGAUUGAUUGAGGAGUGGGGGAGAACCAUGCAUGCCACCUUGAGCUCCCUGAAGAGAAAGACGACGGGAUAUACAGUCAUACCUCGGGUUACAGAUGCUUCGGGUUGUGUGAUUUCGGGUUGUGCACGGCGCCGAAACCAGAAGUACCAGAAUUGGUUACUUCCGGGUUUCGGUGUUUGUGCAUGCGCAGAAGCGCCGAAUCGCGACCUGCACAUGUGCAGAAGCGGCGCUGCGGGUUCCGAACGUGCUUCCCGCACGGAUCACAUUCGCAACCCGAGCAUUGACUGUAAACACAAUAAAUGGGGGAAAUAAACAUAUAUGCAUCAAUAAAACCAUAUACCCUAUGUAGCUCCGUCGGUUUAGACCACAGUGCUGAUAACACCAAGGUGGCUGGUUCGAUCCCCGUAUGGGGCGGCUGCAUAUAAUAAUAAUAAUAAUAAUAAUAAUAAUAAUUUUUAUUUAUAUCCCACCCUCCCCAGCCGAAGCCGGGCUCAGAGCGGCUAACAACAACCUGCAUUGCAGGGGGCUGGACUACAUGAUCCUUCCAAUUCUAUGAUUCCAAGACCACACAGCACAGAGUUAAUCCGUGGAACUCCCUCCCACUGGAAGCAGUGAUGGCCACCGACUGGGACGCUUUUAAAAGAGGCCUGGGCAAAUUCAAGGAGGAGGAGGAGGAGGUUAGUGAUGGCUACUAGCCAGGAUCGUCUGCUCUGCUCAGGGUCCCUCCCAAUGCGACAAUUCUACGCCCGUUGACCAUUGUCCCAUGGGAGCCGACAGCCCCGCUCCCCUUGCAAUGCGGACUGCCCACACCUGGUGGGGGUCCCAUCUGGCAUCAGCGAGGGAAUUGAGCGAAGGGAUUUACACACCACCCUGAUUCUUUAAUCGGCAGGUGCCAAAGCCGGCUUGCCUCGCCCUCCCCACCUCAGGCCUGGAAUCCACUUAAAGGCUCUGCCUGAAAAUCCUCUCUCCUGACACUCAUCCUCCGUUCUGCCAAGGAAAGCCCCUGCCUCUGCCCCCCCCCGUACCUCCCACCUGGCGGCUUUGCUGCUACUGCAGAGAGAAUUGGUGAGUAACUCCCCCCAUUAAAAGACUCCGACUUGGGAAGGGGAGUUGGAAAAUAUUGAGUCAGACCAUUGAUCUAUUUAGUUCAGUAAUGUCUGCACUGGUUGGCAGCAGUGCCUCCCCAGGGCUUCAGGCACAGAGUCUCUUUCCCAGCCCUGCAUGGAAAUGUCAGGGACCAAGCCUUCUGCAUGCAGAGCAGGUGCAAAGUAGGAUUCUAGACCUCAUGUGCCGGAAGAAAGGGUUGAAACUGGAACAUGGGAAGUGGCAUUGUCUCAGCAGGUCGGUCUCGCCUGGCACUGACUGGCAGCAAUGGAUUGCCAGGGUUUCGGGCGGAGAAUUUCUUACUAGGGAUCGAACCUUCGAUCUUCUGCCCCUGAGCCAGAGUCCCUUCUGAAGCACUUCCCCCCCAUGACAAAGACUCUCCUGCUCAGAGAGGUGGAGGGGCAGGGGCGGGAAUCCCUGCAGGCAUAAGGCCCCGCAUCUCUUGCUUCAGAAACCCAGAGGAGCAGCCCCCAGAGACCUCCCUGCAAAGCCCCCCUCUGACUGCAGCAGACCCCACCCACAACCGAUGGCCAGAGGCCAAACCUACCUGCUCAGGUGUGGCUUGGGGGACCUGCCGUGUCUCUGGGGUUCAGGCUGCCGCCUUCCGGGUCUCCGACCUUCCCUCCUUGCCACCUCUGGGAUCUCUUUCUGCGCAGACGGGAAGAGGAUUAGUGUCUCUGCAACGGCCCCCAAACACAGGCUUGGCUCUAAAGCUGCAGAGACAGGCAGGGAGAUCUUGAAUGGACAGAGAUAAAAAUAAGUUGUCGGUGUCUGAGAGAGAGAGAGAACGAGGCUGCAUUACACAUCGUACGUUGAAAGUGCAUUAUUUCCCCACUGGGAACUGUAGUUUCUGCUGGGAACUGCAGUGCUGUGAGGGGUGAACUACAGUUCCCAAGAUUUUCUUGUGGGAAGUCAUUUUAUUUUUGUCUUGUUUUUUAAAUUCAUGUUGUGUAUGCAGCCAGAGUCCUCAGAACAACAGGCCAUUUUUAUGUUGGCAACAGCUACAGAAUAAGGCUGGGGAAAUAAUAAUCUAACUACAGAUACCUGAAGAGUUGUUUGCAUGGAGCAAAAUUGCUUCCUGUUGCUCCAGAGAGCAGGACCCGAACCAAGGGCUUCAAAUCACAAGAAAGGAGAUUCCCACUCAAGCUUAGGAAGAACGUCCUGACGGUGUGCGCUCUCCUUCAAUGGAGGCUUUUAAGCAGAGGCCAGAUGUCCACCUCUCAGAGAUCCUUUAGCCGUGAUUUCUGCCUUGCAGGGGGUCGGACUAAAUGACCCUUGGGGGUCCCUUCCAACCCUACAAUUUCAUGAUGGUGGGGCUGGGAAAGACCCCUCCCUGAACCCAGGACUUGCUGCUGAGGAGCGCAUACUCGCUGAGGCUGAUGGGAGUCGUAGAACUGAGUUGAGGAAUGCUGAUGACCUAACCACAAGUCAAACUCUCGUCCAAUCGUCGCUCCCCGCCAACUUCCCAAGCGCUCCCUCCCCUCCCCAACCCCACACCUGAAUCCCUUUCCAUUCCCCUUAACUGCUCCAUUAUUACUGGGGCGGGGGCGUGCAAUGUCAUGUACCUAAAGCCCGGAGCUUCGCCGAGGACGCGACCACCAUGCCUCGUCCUCUUUGUCUCACCAGGAGAAGAGGAGAGAGGGAAGGAAGGAGGAAGAUGCAGUUGCCAUGGCGACAGGCCCUCCUUUCAGGGGGAGGUGACUUCAUUCCGGCGGGGAAGGCGAGGCAUCGCCGGAGGGGAUGGGCUUGGCCGCCUCUCUGCCGGCAGACAGCUCUGCAUCCCACAUCAGGAGGACGAACAGCUCAGCUGCCCGGCAAGUGGACCGCUGCCAGCUUACUGCUGGUACCCAAGAACGCGCCCGACUCCUUCCUCCAGCCCUGCAUCUCUCCAUCUCUCUCCAUCACUUCUUCUGCCGCGCCCAGUCUCACCUUUGCCGCGCCUCGCUGUGCCAGCCUCCUGCCAGCCGGACCCCAGGCUCCCAAGCCCGCCCUGGGCACAUCCCCAGGUCCGGGGAUGCAGCUCUAAGGUGCCCCCAUUCGCUGACGCCCACCCCCACCCCCACCCCCGAUGGUGCUCCCUCUCCUCGUCUCCGCCUAUAGACUGUGCCACUUAGCCAUGUCCGACGCGGAGAGGCUGACGGUCUCCUGGUGGGGAGACAGCCCCCGGGCGCCCCAGGAGAGCUCGCCGGGGGCCAGCCCGGCCAUCCAAGCGGCCCUGAACAGGAUCCUGCCCGACCUGCACCAGGCCAUCUCGGCCAGCAAGCAGGCGGCCGGCCCCGAGGACCUCCGCAGCGGCCUGGCCGAGAUCCUGGCGCUGGUGGAGGAGGCCUGGCUGAUGCCCACCGUGGGCAGGGAGGUCGCCAAGGGCCUGUGCGACGCGAUUCGCCUGGAGGGGGGGCUGGACUUGCUGCUGUCCUUGCUCCAGACGGCCGACCACGAGACCAAGUGCCAGGCGGCCAAACUCCUGGAGCAGAUCCUGGUGGCGGAGAACAGGUGAGCCAGGCAGGGGAACCGGGGAGGGAGGAACGGGCCGAGGCGUCUGCAGGGGGCCAGAGCUGGCGAACCUUUCCUUCCAGAUCACGGGCCACAUUCCCUUCCUUGCAAGCUUCCAGGAGCCGCAUGCCAAGGUGGGCGGGUCCAGAGGCAAAAGGAGGCCAAGCAAUGAAUGCCAGGGGUGUUUUUUGUGGGGGGACGGGGGACGGACAAUGAGCUAGUGAUUCCUGCGUUGCAGAGGGAUGGACUUAGAUGAUGCUUAAGGGGAAGGCACAGUCCCUACCAGAGAAGAAUGGCAGAUUAAGCUGAUGCAGAAAUGGCAAAAGUGACCCAAAGAAUUAGGAAUCGGGAAGACCAAAAUUUCAAUCAGGAAUGGGGAAAAUGCAUAGUUUAUUCUAAAAAUCAUUGUCAACAAUUAAAAUUAUUAGUAGGACUGGAAUAAUGCUUGUAGUCAAAAGUUCAACUAUGGUUUUAUUGAAGAUUUAGUAGAAGUGGAUUAACAGAGAAGUUGCAGGAGAAAAAGUUAACAGAAGAACCCACGAAAGGGGAGGAGGGAAGUCAAAGGGACCUCAUUGGAGGCUGUUAAGCAGACGUUGGACAGCUGUCUGUCAGAGAUUAUUUAGCUGUGAUCCCUGGGGGGGGGGGGUCCCUCCCAGCUCUGCCUUUCUAUGUUUUUAUGAGACAGGAAAGGGGAAGGGGCAUGUUUCCUGCCAGCAAAUAAACUUCAGGGUGUGAAGCAAGGGCCAGACAGGUGUGUGGCCUAGGGAGAGGGAGUGUGGUUUUGGAUGGGGGGGUCGCAUUUGGCCCCUGGACCUCCGGUUCCCUGUCCUUGGCAAUGGGGCAACAUUUGUGUAGGGAAGAAGUGACACAUUCACUGAAAUUCCUCCUUCCUAUACUCCCUUUCCCACAGCCUUUCUUUCCCAAAGUGAUUUUCCCACCCACUUUUAAAAGGUUUGCUUUUUGAGUGUGCAGGAACCCGAAAAGGAGCCCACUCCUGUGGUUCUCUGGAUGAGUCCCUGUUCUGGGCAUGCACUUGCCUGAAGGUGGGCGAUCGCUGUGUCCCUGCCUCCAGAGAGAUCCCCACCACCACCCACACCUCUCAAUGGCAGAGGGACAGCGGAGGCGGACUGAGAAGAAAGGCAGGGCAGGUUUUUGUGCAGAGACAUAACAGUGGUUUUAUAGUGGGGGCUCCCAGGGGCCUUCCCGCUCCUGUGAGGGCUGUCGGUGGCACUACAAAUGAAGGCUUGCCAAGAGAGGCACCCAUGCCUUCUGCCAAUGGUGCACUUAGGCCAUGCAUAGUUAAACUAUGGGACUCAGGAGGACUGGACAAAUCCACAGAGAAGGAGAGGAUUACCAGUGGCUCCUGGCCACAGUGGCUCAGCUCUGCCUCCACAGUCAGAGGCAGCAGUGCUUCUGAAUCCCAGUUGCUGAAAACUGUAGGAGGGGAGAAAGGGCUCUUGUGUCCGGAUCCUGCCUGCCAGUUCCCCUUUUUGAAAUCUGUUUGGCCACUGUGAGAACAGGAUGCUGGACUGGAUGGGCCAUUGGCAGGCUCUUUCUCAGGUUCUUAGGGAACCUGCCCUUGAUGGUCUUUCAGGGGUGGCAACAUGUAACGUGGGCACAUUCAGUGCUUUGCUUUCCAUGAAAUGGGCCAAGCCAGGGCUGUUGCAAAUCCUGCUCAUGUUGUUGAAUGAGACCCCGGAUUUUGACCCUGUUUUGCCCAAUGCAAAAUGGUUCUUUUAAAAUUUAGAUUCAGAAGCAAUACAAGCGCAAUUGGGUGAGAAGAUUAAAGAUUUUAUUCCAAACAGCAAGCAAAAAUAUAUAUUACCAAGCAAGCACUUCAAUCAGCCAUUGAGGAGCCCAGAAAUGGCGAAGUGACUCCCAGGUAGCCGUCUUUUGCACAGCACUCUGGCCACGAGUUUGUGCUGAACUCCUACUUGGCAUGCUCCAAAACUAGAUAUUUUAUAGACCUGUGUCCUAUUGGACUAACACCGUCUCAACCAGAGCUACUCUACAUCAAAGGCUUUGCUAGACCAGUUUCAUCAACACAACAAGGGCCUUUUCACAAAGGAUAUUGAAAGCAAUAAAACACAGUAACCAGAGGCAGGAAGGAAUAACCAGAGUUGGAAGAGCUGACCAUGCCAGAUCACUAUCUCCUCGAAUUAUAAUAAUCUUCUGCGAUAAUUAUCCCAUACACCCCCCAAGUCCUGGCCUGACCGCGCUGCUGACUCCUGCCCGCCCCCAAUUCUGGAGUCAUAUCAGCAGCCAUAUCUGCCCUGUGUCAUACCAGGAUGACAAACUAUUCGUUGUUGAUGUUCAUUCAACUUGUUGUUGUUGUUGAGUCCUUUAGUCGUGUCCGCCUCUUCGUGACCCCCUGGACCAGAGCAUGCCAGGCACUCCUGUCUUCCACUGCCUCCCGCAGUUUGGUCAAACUCAUGCUGGUAGCUUUGAGAACACUGUCCCACCAUCCCGUCCUCUGUCGUCCCCUUCUCCUUGUGCCCUCCAUCUUUCCCAACAUCAGGGUCUUUUCCAGGGAGUCUUCUCUUCUCAUGAGGCGGCCAAAGUAUUGGAGCCUCAGCUUCAGGAUCUGUCCUUCCAGUGAGCACUCAGGGCUGAUUUCCUUCAGAAUGGAGAGGUUUGAUCUUCUUGUUUCGUGGGACUCUCCAGAGUCUCCUCCAGCACCAGAAUUCAAAAGCUUCCAUUCUUUGGCAAUCAGCCUUCUUUAUGGUCCAGCUCUCACUUCCAUACAUCACUACUAGGAAAACCAUAGCUAUAACUAUAUGGACCUUUGUUGGCAAGGUGAUGUCUCUGUUUUUUAAGAUGCUGUCUAGGUUUGUCAUUGCUUUCCUCCCAAGAAGCAGGCGUCUUUUAAUUUUGUGACUGCUGUUUCAUUCAACUAGCUAGGAGAAAAAGCCAUCAUAGCAGCUGCAGGUGUCUCUAGGCAGGGCUAGAGAAUAAGACCCCCUUGCCUGGACUCCUGGGGAGCCGCUGCUGCCAGUCUGUGUGGGCAAUACUGAGCUAGGUGGACCACUGGUCUGCACCAUAUAAGGAGGCUUUGUAUGUUCCUAUUUAAAGCACUGUUUAUUUAAAUUCGGAGCCAUGAGGACUAGCAUCUUGCUUUAUUCCUAGGGAGAAGAAGCUGCUUUGGUAGAACAGACCUUUGGAGGCAGAAGGUCCCAGGUUCAACCCUGGAGGGAUUAAAUGAGGAUUUGGACCUGGGAGAGACCAGGGUUCAAAUCCCUACUCAGCCACCAUGAAGCUCACUGGGUGUGACCUUGAAACCCAGUUGCUACCUCUCAGCCUAAACUCAAUUACAGGGAUGUUGUGGGGAUUAAAGGAGGACUGCGACCUGGGAGAUCUGGGUUCAAAUCCCCACUUGGCUAUGAUGCUCAUUAUAAAUGAAAUACAAAAUCAAAGUUUGCCAGGAUCUGCUUGAGAACAAAACAACCUCGGAACCUGCCCUGGGGCACAAUGUCCUUUCUGGAGCCCCACAGGAAGGGCCGAGGCAGCCUCUCCCCUCUGCCAGGUGGGCUUUUAAGGGCCCACCGGGGCAGCUAAUUGGGAAAAUGCAUUAGCCGAGACCCAGAAAGACUUUGGAUCCAUCGGAUGAGCUUCCUGGCAGGAGGGAGCGGCUCUUGGCCUUUGCAUCUCUCUGGAUAAACCACACACCUCUCCCCUUCCUACCGCCAGCCUGCCUCGCCAGGGUGGGGAUCCAAGGCAGGGCAGGGGGUAGGCGGAAGCCGCCUUGUUCUGUUCCAUGUGGCCAGGACAAGCUGUCCUGCUGCUGCUGCUGCGUGCUGAUUGCUCGUCACCACUCUGGAGGAUGAAUCAGCUGGCCGCUGUGCCAAGAUGAGGUGGUCUCCAGGGGCAGAGGGGCCCUGCCAGUGUGCCCCCCGAUGGGAGCAGGGCAGAGAAGGAGGGAGCUGGAAGCCACAGGAGGGGAGAGUUGCUCUCCUGCUCAAGUCCUGCUUGCGGGCAUCCCAUAAUAGGCAUCUGGCCGGCCACUGUGUGAGAGAACAGGAUGCCGGACUAGUUGGACCACUGGCUAGAUUAACAGAGGCAAUCAGAGAUCACACUAGACAAGAAUUUCAAAAAGCAUGGGGGAAAUGCAGAGAAUACUUUGCAAAACGGUGCCCUAAAAUACAUACUUGGACUUGUUUUGAUUAAUGUCUGCAGGAGACUUUGUGGAUAUUUAAGUUAUAAUUAGAAAAAUCUUAAUAAUUAUUCAUAAAGGAAACAGUUUAUAAGAAGUAAAUAAGGAGGCCAGGUACAGGAUAAAGGAAGUCUUUUAUUUGGUUCUUUGUAUUGUUGUAUGUUAUGCUUAUUGUAUGUUAUGUUCAUACAAUAUGUUAUGUUAAUGAGGGUGGAAUUCUGUAUUGGGGUGGGGGUUUAUGUUAUAUUGUAAAUAAAAUUUCCAAUAAAAAAUUUAAAAAUUAAAAAUAAAUAAAUAGAUGGGCCGCUGGCCUGAUCCAGCCGGCUCUUCUCAUGUGUGUUUAGCCUGGAGAAGAGAAGACCGAGAAGUGAUACAAGAGCCAUCUUCAGAUAUCUCAAAGGGAAGAGGGAACAAGCUUCUUUUCUGUUGCUCCAGGACAUGAACCAAUGGCUUCAAGUUACAAAAAAAAGGAGAUUCCAGCUAAAGAUUAGGAAGAACUUUCUGAGUGUCAAAGCUGCUGGACAGUGGAACAAACUCUUUGGAAAGUGUCUCCUUCCUUGGAGGUUUUUAAAACUAUCUAUCCUCUGCUUAAAAAACUGAUAAUAAUAAUAAUAAUAAUAAUAAUAAUAAUAAUAAUAAUAAUUUAUUUAUACCCCGCCCAUCUGGCUGAGUUUCCCCACCUCCCAAGGAAGGUCAAAUGGCUCUUGCCCUCAGAGGUGUCUUUCUAAGGUUUAUUUGGGAUUUUCUUCCUUGACACUUGAAUCCCUUGGUUCUCUGGAGCAGCACAGAACCAGCUUGCUGCAUCUUCCACGGCACAGCGAUUCAGGUACCUGAAGAUGCAGAAUUUGGCAGGGCCAAGAACAUAAGAAGAGGAGCCUGCUGGCCAAUGGCCGGUCUAGUCCAGUCUCCUGCUCUCACAGGAGACUUCUGCAUCAGCUUAGGAGUCAAGCGAUAAAAGGAGGAUGACGAAACUGGGAUGAGAUCGAUCUGGCACCACUUCCUGCUGGGCUGCCUGCCUUCUGCCCCAACAGUCCUCUGUUGCCACCCCAUUGCCCCACACUAAUGGCCGUCCUUCAGAGAUCCUGCAGCUCUCUGGAUUCCCUGUACUGAACGAGGACCACGUGACCUCUAAGUCCCUCUCUAGCUCUUACGGUGACACUUCUAUUAUCUUAUAAUUUAUCUGGGGGUGGCAGGUCCAGGCUCUCCACUUCCUUGAGAUAGGCCCAUCUGGCUGGGCCAGGCAGGUCCUGAGUGCAGGGCCCAGCCUCCUGCAGAGAUGGCGUGGGAACCCUGCCAGGGCUGGCAGAUGCAGCGGCUGCCAGAUUUCGACGGAGGCCGACGUCAGUCGCUCACGGAGGGAGCACAAGUUUUCCCAGAACGGGGCGCUUCGCUCACUUCCUGGAACAAGCCAGCCUGGCAGAAUCUGAUGGGUGAGGGGGGUGCUGUUUAGCCUUGCAAUGCAAAAGCCACCCCCCGCUGGCAUUGAUGCUCCCCAUCCCGCCCCAGCUAUGGGUCCAAGCCCCGGCUGGAGCAAAGUCCCUCCUUCCUUCCUCCACCCCCAUAGAUGCUGUCUUCUGUAUGGCAGCCACACACACACAGUUAACAUAGAAUAUUCUGCAGAGCCAGUGGUGUCAGCCCUGGAGUCUGAACAUUUCUGCAUUGCAGAGGGUUGGAAUAGAUGCCCCUUGCGAUGCCCUCCAGCUCUGCAGUUCCACAAUUCUGUGCUACCUGCCUUCCAGUCCAGCUGAUUUGUGAUUGUUCCACCCACUCAGGCGACGUGGGGUGUAACAAGGAAGGUACCUCUGAGUACUUUUUGAGUGCAUUGAGUGCAUAAGUCCUUUUUGCAUUUUCCAGCAACUGGUAUUCAGAAACAUCAGUGCCUCUGACUGUGAAGGCAGAGGAUGGCUAGGAGCCAUUGAUACUUCUCUCCUCCUUCCUGAAUUUGUCUAAUCCUCCUUGGCGCAGUGGGUUAAACCACAGAGCCUAGGACUUGCUGAUCAGAAGGUCGGCGGUUCGAAUCUUCAUGACGGGGUGAGCUCCCGUUGCUCGGUCCCAGCUCCUGCCCACCUAGCAGUUUGAAAGCACGUCGAAGUGCAAGUAGAUAAAUAGGUACCGCUCCGGCGGGAAGGUAAACGGCGUUUCCGUGCACUGCUCUGGUUCGCCAGAAGCUGCUUAGUCAUUCUGGCCACGUGACCUGGAAGCUGCACGCCGGCUCCCUCGGCCAGUAAAGUGAGAUGAGCGCCGCAACCCCAGAGUCGCCCACGACUGGACCUGAUGGUUAGGGGUCCCUUUACCUUUACCUUUUUAAGUUAGUGGCCAUCCCUGCUUCCUGUGGCAGGGAGUUCCGCUGUUUAACUCUGGGCCAUGUAAUGAAGGGCCUUCUUUCCACUGCGUCCUCCCCCCCCCCAGGCUGCUUCCCUGACCCUGUUCUGCCUCCCUGCUCUCUGCCCCUAGGGACCGCGUGGCUCGCAUCGGCCUGGGCGUGAUCCUGAACCUGUCGAAGGACCGUGAGAGCCUCCCUCUGGCGCGCAGCACCUCGGGGAUCCUGGAGCACAUGCUCAAGCACUCCGAGGACACCUGCUCACAGCUGAUCUCCGACGGCGGCCUGGACGCGCUCCUCUACUGGUGCCGCUGGAGCGACCCCGUGGUCCUGCACCACUGCGCUGCCGCCCUGGCCAACGCGGCCAUGCAUGGCGGGCCGGCCAACCAGCGGCUGAUGGUGGAGAAGAAGGCGGCCGAGUGGCUCUUCCCGCUGGCCUUCUCCAAGGACGGCUUCCUGGUGCAGUUCCACGCCUGCCUGGCCGUGGCCGUCCUGGCCACCAACAAGGAGGUGGAGAAGGAGGUGGAGCACUCGGGGACCCUGGCGCUGGUGGAGCCCUUCGUGGCCACGCUGGACCCCGGGCACUUCACCCACAGCUUGCUGGGCAGCAGCGACAACAGCCAGGGCAGGACGGCAGAGGACCUGCAGCGCCUGGUGCCCCUCCUGGACAGCUCCCGACCAGAGGCCCAGUGCCUGGCUGCCUUCUACCUGUGCGCAGAGGCUGCCAUUAAGGCUCAGCAGAAGAAGAUGCAGGUAGAUUAUUUGCAUGCAGAGCCAUGAGGACUAGCACCUUACCUCCUCUCUUAGUUCAGCAGCAGAGCCCCUGCUCUGCAUGCAGAAGGUCCUGGGUCCAAUCCCUGACUAGAAUCUGGGUUCAAACCCCCAUUCCGCCAUGAAGCUCACUGGCAAGCUGGUUGCUCCCUCGCCAAAUGGGGAGGAACAGGAAGCCUAGAGGACAGGAAGCGGCACCAAUGCACAAAGUGAAUAAAUGCUUUGCUCUGCUCAGAUUUUCACAGAGAUCGGGGCCAUCCAGAGCUUGAAGAGGAUCGUCUGCUACUCCCCGGACGGCACCACCUCCUCGCUUGCCAAGAGGGCGCUCUGCACGAUGGGCGAGGAGGUGCCCCGGCGCCUGCUGCCCACGGUGCCCAACUGGAAACCCCUGGAGGUGCAGAAGUGGCUCCAGCAGAUCGGCUUUGUCAAAUACUGCCCCAAUUUCCUGGUAGGGCUUGCAAGGGGGCAGUGGUUGUGCGGGGAGUGGGGAUCAGGGCUCCUGGAGAGAGGAGAGGGCCCCUGAGGAGACUGCAGGUGUCUGUUGGGGGUUCACAGCUCACUCCCCACGCAGGCCUCCCCCAAAAGCUGCCUCCCUAGCCCACCCCUGGCUCUUGCAGAUGCCUCAUAAGAGCACAGAGCUCUUACUCACUUUUUCUACCAAACACCACAACCUUUUUUCAUAGCAGAGUCCCUCCAUCGUCUGGAUCAUGUUGCUUUCUCUCCCCUUGCUCUUUGGAUGUGAAACUGACCCCAUCCUUCCUCUCUCCCCAGGAACACCAGGUGGAUGGCGACCUGCUGCUGAGGAUGACGGAGGAGGAUUUGCGGGUGGACCUCAAGAUGACCUCCAGCAUCACACGCAAGCGGUAAGGAGCGGGGUUGAGCUGGAUGAUCUCUGAGGGAACCCACCAGAUCAAAAACGGCAGCUGUGCUAUUGCUCCCUGAGUACAGCAGUUUGUACUCAUGUUUGCCAUUCCAACUUUUUUUAAAAGCCCACACCACGUUUGCAGGAAAUUCAGCUAUGCAAAAGGGUUUUGAGCACCUUGAGGGCCGGCCAGUUCCUCCUCCAAAAGUGGCUGCCUCUGCUCCAACCUGGCAGGAGGUGUCGUCCCCCCCCACCAGCCCUACUGAGCUGCCCCCUCCUUCCCCCAGGUUUUUCCGGGAGCUGACGGAGCUCAAGACCUACGCCAACUAUUCCACAUGCGACCGCAGCAACCUGGCCGACUGGCUGGGCUCCGUGGACCCCAAAUUCCGCCAGUACACCUACAACCUGGUCACCAGCGGCAUCGACCGCAACUUCCUCCACCGCGUGACGGAGCAGCAGCUGCAAGAGGACUGCCAAGUCCACAUGGGCUUCCACCGCGUCCGCAUCCUCUCGGCCGCCCGAGGUAACCUCUCCCCUUGCUCUGCAGACCCCCCAGCCCCCGGGAAGGACAUCCUGAGGGUCAGAGCCAUUUGGCAGUGGAACGGCCUCGCUCGCCAGGCGGCGGACUCUUCUUCACUGGAGAUCUUAAAACGGGGUUGGGCUGGAUGACCCUGGGUGCCCCUUCCAAGUGUACAGUAUGAUUCCAUGAAACAAUUUGCUGUUGGAAGGGAGGGAACAAAUGGAUCUAAGGUGGGGAACAGUGGCGGAGGAACCCUCUCCGGCACCCGGGGCGGUGCAGCCCAUAUGGCCACCCACCCCCUUUCUGUCUCCUCCCAGAGAUGCUGCAUUCGCCUCUGCCCUGCAGCAGCGGAAAGUCCACCUUGGAGGGGACGGACGUCUUCAUCAGCUACCGGAGAGCCACUGGGGCGCAGCUGGCCAGGUGGGCAGGGGAACGCAGCGCGGACCAUUCACACAUGCGGGCGUGUCAAAGAGAAAAGCCUUCCUUUCUCCUUCUGUAAAGAGCCAACUGUGUGAUGCAGCAGCAGAAAAGGUUAAUGCGAUUCUUGGCUGCAUCAACAGAAGUCCCGUGUCCAGAUCAAGGGAAAUAGGAGGACCGCUCUAUCCUGGCUUGGACAGAUCACGCCUGGAAUACUAUUAGGAAUAACAUUCUGGCAAUAAGAGCUAUUUGAUAGCGGAACAGACACCCUCAGAAGGUGGUGGACCUUCAUUGGAGGUUUUUAAAGAGAGCUUGGGUGGCCAUCUGAAGCGGGUUGGGCUGGAUGAUCCUUGGGGGUCCCUUCUGUCUCUAUGAUUCUAUCAAUUGCUUCUAAUCUCUCAACCUCUCUGUGCAAGGAAACAGGGGUUGGCCCACGGCGGCUCUCCCCAACCCAAUGUCAUCCAGAGGGUGUUGGACUCCAACUCCCAGCAACCCAGGUUGGCCGAUGUUCAGGGAUGAUGGGAGUUGUAGUCCACGUGACCUCUGAAAGGUUGAUCCAAAAAGGCUGCUCUGUGGUUAAGGUGGUCAGCAGGAUCUCUGACAAGCUGGGCUCAGAGCAAGGCUUGCAGCCUUGAUUGGCCAGAAACAUGUAAGGGCACCAUGGGACGGUGUAGAAUUAACCUGUGGAACUCACUGCAACUGCACUUUGCGCUACCGUUAGCAGCAAUAGUAGAUUUUUACGAGUUGCAUUUCUACAGGAGACCUGCAUUCUCUAGAGGGGACUGAAUGAUAAUAAAACACACCCAUUAAGACUUAAAAAGGAGACCGUGAAAUGGAUAUAAUUAUCCUUAGCACUGAUAUUGUAACACUUUGGAGGCGUUCAGAGCGCUCGCUUAUUAAUUAUGCAUUUAUUAUUCUGCUUUCUGAACAAUUGUAGUCUCCCAAAAUGGCUCACGUUAAUUAAAGAAGGGGAAGUGGGAGUGAGCGGAGGGCUGAGAAACCACAAGCACACACAAGGGGAGGGGGAGACGAGGGCCCACGUACAUAAUUUCCUUUACAACAGCCCUGUAAGGUAGGCCAGCAGCAGCUGUGGGAGGGUGCAGUUUGGACUGAGGUUGCAGCCGGAGGGGAAAGGGUGUUCUCUAACCCCUUCCCUUUAUGCCAUCGCCCCAAAUCUCUCCGGAGACGCAGUCGGAGAGAACCCAAUUAUGGGUGCCUGGGUCAAACCACCCCUUCCUUUCACACGUACCCUGCCCUGUUUGCGCCUCUCCAGCCUCCUGAAGGUCCACCUGCAGCUGCACGGAUUCAGCGUCUUCAUCGACGUGGAGAAGCUGGAGGCCGGGAAGUUCGAGGACAAGCUGAUUCAGAGCGUGAUGAGCGCCCGGAACUUCGUGAUGCUGCUUUCGCACAACGCCCUCGACAAGUGCGUGGGGGACACCGAAUGCAAAGAUUGGGUGCACAAGGUGAGAGGGCUUCCCCCUGCCAAGGAUCGUAGUGUCUCUGUGUUUGGGGGGGAUGGGGAUGAAACUCAGAGAAUCCUAGAAGAGUUGGGUGGGACCCCCCAAAGGACAUCUAGCCCAACCCCCUGCAAUGCAGGAGACGCAGCCCAGUUCAUGACAAAGGGCUUCUCCUUGAGCUGAGCUGCCAGCCAUCUGUCUCAGGAGACAACGGAGGAGUGUGCCUUGGGGAGGUGAAGUCAAAACGUUGGAGAGUCGCAGCGCCUGCUGUGGCUGCGGAGGCUGAUACAGGAGAGACAUGUUUUGUUGCAGCUGGGGCAGAGGAAGGCAUCUGCUUGUUCUGCUGCAGAUGCACCAUGGCGUUUCUUCUCUCUGUGCUCCUCUAAGUGGUCAUUGCUCCUCUGGUCACUGCUGUGGAUGCAUGACCAGUCUGCCUGUCUCCAGGCACUGCGGUCAUCUGCAAGGGAUUUCCGCAGGGCAGGGAUCUCCUUGGGGAUCCUGCCAUCUUCCAUCCUGUGGACAUGACCAAACCAGCAUAGAUGUCACCAAGACAGGAGUGCAAACAGGCCGGGAACAUUUGCUCACUGAGAGGGCACAUCUUUUGGGGAGACUUUGUCCUGCCACGUGAUGCCCAAAAUCUUCCUGAUAUAAUGUACGUGGAAGCCAGCAGGACAAGAGGAAGGGAAAUCAUAUUGAACAAACUCACCCCUCCCUAAGCAAGAUUUUCUUCUCUCUUUUUAAAUGUAUAUCCUUCACAGGAAAUUGUCACAGCCCUGAGUAGCGGGAAGAACAUUGUCCCGAUCACAGACCACUUCGAAUGGCCGGAUCCAAAGACCCUUCCUGAGGACAUGAGAGCCAUCCUGAAGUUCAACGGGAUCAAGUGAGUGGGAUCAAGGAGUGUCCCUGGGGAUAAGGCGGGUGGGCGGGGGGGGGCAAUUUCUGGAAGCUGGUGCAACACAGCCAGCUGCUUGUGUGUGUGGGGGGGUGAAUCUGGGGAAACGCGGAGAGACGAGGCUGAAUCUGAAAGGGUUUGAAACCAAUUUAAUGCUAAUAGUUUCAGGUGCAAAGGACGCUUUGAAGCACCAGGCUUGAAGUUGCACCCUUUCCCCUGCCCCUUUCCAAACUGGUGCUCCAGUUCACGCAGGAAAAAAAUUGGGAGCCCUACACAAGAGCUGUAGAUUCCCCAUGGCCCCUUCCACCCCACGGCUUGGGUCAGCUCAGGGGUCCUCAAACUUUUUCCGCGGCAAGGUUUACUGGACAUGGGCCAAAUUAUUCCCACGGAGAUCGUCCGUGGGCUGGACUGGCACAGUGCAAUGCUGGAAAUCUCGUCUGCGCAUGUCUGCGGUGCCGGAAAUCGCUUCUGCACAUGCCCAGACACCGAAAACUGCGCAGAAGCAAUUUCCAGCGUCUGGACAUGAGCAGACGCAAUUUCCGGUAUCUGCGCAUGUGCAGACGCGAUUUCUGCCGCUGCUCUGUGAGUGCCCGCACCAUGCUGCGCUGGUUUAGUGCUGCGCGGAGGAGGGACUCGCCGAGUGUGUGGCUCGGUUCGAGGGCUGCUCAUGGGCCAGUAAAACGGUCUUCGUGGGCUGCAUCCGCUGCAUGGGCCGCACCUUGCCGACCCCUGCCUCAGACCUUGUUGGGGGCCGGACUAUAUUGUUUGGGGGAAAUGAAUGAGGGACGAUGAGCGGCGUGCGAAAGGGCUCCAGAGAGGGGCUGCUUAAAAUGGCGGCCGCUCGAGCACUGCUGCUGGCACCAACCAAGCCCAGCCCCCUGCCUCCUCUAGGCAGGGCAGGAAAAAGCCAGGAGGAGGGAGGGAGGAGGCGAAAGAACACGCACUGGCAAUCCAUGCAGCGAUUCCUGGACCAUCCGCAGGCCAGAUUUAGAAGGCUAUUGGGCCUGAUCCGGCCCGCGGACCUGUUUGCCAACCUGUGAUUCAGCUGUUUCAUUUCCACUUCCCCUGCAGAUGGUCCCACGAAUACCAAGACGCCACCAUUGAGAAGAUCAUCCGCUUCCUGCAAGGGCGCUCCUCCCGGGAUUCCUCCGCUGGCUCGGAAAACAGCCUGGAGUGUGGGCCCCCUCAAAACUAGGGAACUGGAAGGUGCUCCCCCCAACGGAGCAGAGGAAGGGGGUGGUGGGUCGGAGUGGGAAGAAGAGGGUGACCCUUUGCUUCUGUCCCCAAGUCUGCACUGCCCUAGAGAUGGGCCUCACCCCCUGCCCCCCCCAGCUUUUGCAGGCUCAGCCACCGCUGAGUCGGUGCCCCUGCUGGCUGCCUUUGGGAUAUGCCGAUUAGGUUAUGCAAAACUCCGGAAGAAAAUGCUGCUUGCUGCCUGCCCUGCAAGGACAGUUGGAGCAGCAAACUUCCUCCCUCCCUAGUGGCCUUUCACCAGAGGCUCUUAACUCUUUGUGUGCCUGGGUAAGAUUUUUGGUUUCUCAACCAAUUAGGUUAUAACUUCGCUGUUGGGAAGGUGGGCUUUGUAGUGUUUAUCUUGUAUUAAAGUAUUUAUCAGAUUCUAGGCUCCAG
Molecule: messenger RNA, 17545 nt
Organism: Podarcis lilfordi (Lilford's wall lizard)
Lineage: Eukaryota; Metazoa; Chordata; Lepidosauria; Squamata; Lacertidae
Source: the annotation of a GenBank genome assembly